Neohortaea acidophila is the source of this 1200-nucleotide messenger RNA. RefSeq lists its product as uncharacterized. Lineage: Eukaryota; Fungi; Ascomycota; Dothideomycetes; Mycosphaerellales; Teratosphaeriaceae. The record is from RefSeq and is a predicted model, not a curated record. The transcript has 3 exons. The coding region runs from base 1 to 1200 and encodes 399 amino acids.
AUGUCAACUAACGGAGAUACGGCACGACAGUGCGAUCAACAGCAGCCACAAUGCGCGCGAUGCCUCCUAGGAAAACGUUUAUGCGAGUACACCCAAGGGCAGCGGAUUUUCGUGCUCAACGACGCUGGCAGUCAUAAGACGAUCUACAAGAAGAAAGAUGGCGAGGUGGCGGAUCGGGAGCGCAGGGCGAAGGCAUCCGGCGAGAAAGUCCAAGCGACGAAUUCAGAGGACCAGCAAACAGCAGCAUUGAUUUUAUCCAAGCAGCCUUCAAGCAGCGCACUCCACCAGCAGUCACUGCUGGCAUACGCCUUAGACGACCAACUCUCCCGACGCCACAAGGCAGGCUACAUGCAGGAUCUCGCGUCCAGCUCCGCCGCCAGCAACAUCAUGGACUCCUGUCUCCGCCCCUCGUUCCUAGCCUACUACAUCGCCUGGCUGACGCGGCGAGAGUCCAUGGAUGACCCGCGCCUCACAGCCGCCGGGCGCGAGCUGUACAUCUGCGCUCUGCAGGAGACGCACAGUGCGCUUGCGAGCCGGCGCACCGCGCUCUCGGACUCGACGCUAGCGGCUUGCCAGGCGCUGGCGGCGUACGAGGCGCUCGAGUGUCCUGGCGGCACGCUGCAGGCUUGGGAGUGGCAUCAGGCGGCUUUGGGCAGGCUGGUGCGGCUGCGAGGGCCGGCGGCGCAUGUGGAUGGGCCUGCGUGGCAGGUGUUUACGGGCUUUCGCUUGUAUUCUAUUCUGCAAGCGUUCGACAGUGGACACGACACCUUCCUUGCAAAGCCGGAGUGGACAGACAUCCCGUUUAGCGUGCAUCCGAAGCGCAAGCUUGAUGAGCUUCUGGACAUCUUCGCUCUCGGACCCCAAGUCUCCCGAAUGGGCAGCACGUUGUCCACACUGCCGCCCGACCAGGUCGUCCCCACCGCGUUCUCCAUGGUCGACAAGUUACUCUUGAUCAUCAAGAAGCUGCAAGAGUUCGAGCAGCGGCUCGAGAGAGAUAGCGAGGUGCCGUUGUACCAGGAACGCAGUCUCCCGCUGAACCCGCAUCACGCUUCCGAGCAGCCGGGCGACGCAGAGUUCAUCUUUCCGCCCAUCUUCUGGUUUGCGGAUCUCGAUACCGCAUUGUUGCUGACUCUCUUCUGGGCAAUGUCUGCAAUGCGCCUCCAGGACCGCCCAGCUGACCACAUUUCGUCCGCGGCAUAG